AUGGCGGCCGCCCGGUGCCUGCGCUGGGGCCUGAGCCGAGCCAGAGCCUGGCUGCCGCCGCCGCCCCCGCGCUGCCCCCGCCGGGAGCUGCACAAGCAGGUAGACGGCGCCGGGUUCCAGAGCAGCUACAGCCUGGACAAGCUCUACCCGGAGUCGCGGGGCUCGGACACGGCGUGGAGGGUCCCGGAUGACGCGAAGCAAGCCAACGAUAUUCCUCUAGAUCGCUUGACAAUAUCUUACUGUCGGAGCAGCGGGCCUGGAGGCCAGAACGUUAACAAAGUGAAUUCCAAGGCCGAAAUCAGGUUCCACUUGGCAACCGCCGACUGGAUCGCGGAGCCGGUGCGCCAGAAGAUGGCCAUCAUGCAUAAGAACAAGAUCAACAGGCUGGGAGAGCUGAUCCUCACCUCCGAGUGCAGCCGCUACCAGCUCCGGAACCUGGCAGACUGCCUGCAGAAAAUCCGAGACAUGAUCGCUGAAGCCAGCCAGACGCCCAAGGAGCCAUCCAAGGAGGAUGCUGUCCUCCGGAGAAUCAGGAUAGAAAACAUGAACCGGGAAAGGCUGAGAAAAAAGAGGAUAAAUUCUGCCACAAAGGCAGGCAGGAGGGUAGAUAUGGACUGA
Molecule: messenger RNA, 618 nt
Organism: Pipistrellus nathusii (Nathusius's pipistrelle)
Lineage: Eukaryota; Metazoa; Chordata; Mammalia; Chiroptera; Vespertilionidae
Source: the annotation of a GenBank genome assembly